UGCCAUCAAACAUAAUUCCAAGUCAUGACAUUUAAUAAUUCAACAAUUCAUAAAUUAGGAAGAUCAAGAUCAUGUCAAACUCUAGUUUCUUGAGAGCUAUAAAUUAAAUCUUUUUAAUUGCCAAUCAAGUUGCCCUUCACUCACUCAUCAACAAACUGAAGCCAUCUUUGCCAUGCAUGUUCAUAUAUUACAGCACAGAUAGAUAGAUAGAUGGUUUCUUAUGAUGGGUUGGUGAUGACGAGCAUGAUGAAUAUGAUGAUGAGUUCUGCAACGGCUCAAUUUGGCCCGACGAUGAACGCAUUCUGCGACGAAAAUCUGCUCCACCAGAUGAACGGCGGCGGCGGCUGGGAGGAGACACUAAGGAGAUCAGGCGGUGGUGGUGGUGGCGGCGGCGGCGGUGGUACAGAUGAGGAGGUCAUCCAUGGGGAAAAUGCUUGCUUCCAGCAGCUUACACAGCUGCAGCCAAUGGCAGGGAUAGAUGACUAUAAGUCAGAGUAUACUUCGAGUGAUUCGGCUGCAGUUUCGGUGGCUUCAUGGGAUAAUCAAACACCACUUGGCAUUGCAGACAGGGUGAGAUGAUUAUGAUCAUGAUUUAUGAUGUCUUCUGUUGAAAUAUUAGAAUAAUAAUAUUGCUCAUUAAAUUAUGAAGUACAUG
Messenger RNA from Cuscuta campestris, 655 nucleotides. NCBI's taxonomy places the organism in Eukaryota, Viridiplantae, Streptophyta, Magnoliopsida, Solanales, Convolvulaceae. The record is from the annotation of a GenBank genome assembly.